CGGCUCCGCUUUUCUCUUUUCCCAGAUGCUCUCCCGUGCCAAGCCGGCCGUGGGGGGUACCCCGCCGCCGGGAGACAGGCGAAGAAAGAAAGGGAAGGAGGUGCCGCAGCUGGAAGAACUCCUGGCCCAGAGGGACUUUACCGGCGCGAUCGCCUUGCUGGAGUUUAAGCAGCAAGUGGGUGAGCAGGAGGAGGAUGCCAACCUUUGGAUUGGAUACUGUGCAUUUCAUUUGGGUGACUACAAGAGAGCUCUGGAGGAGUAUGAGGCCUUAACCAAACAACCAACUUGCAAUCCAGAUGUUUGGGUGAACCUUGCCUGUACGUACUUCUUUCUGGGGAUGUACACGCAAGCAGAACAAGCAGCUUUGAAAGCACCAAAGAGUGGUCUCCAGAACCGUCUGCUCUUUCACCUGGCACAUAAGUUCAGUGAUGAAAAGAAAUUGAUGAGCUCUCACCAGAAUCUGCAAGAUAUUACAGAAGAUCAGCUUAGCUUGGCAUCUAUCCACUACAUGCGGUCCCACUACCAAGAGGCGAUCGAUAUCUACAAACGCAUUCUACUUGAGAAUCGGGAAUACCUGGCUCUGAAUGUAUAUGUGGCCCUAUGCUAUUACAAACUGGAUUACUAUGAUGUAUCACAGGAAGUGCUAGCUGUUUAUCUUCAGCAAGUUCCUGACAGCACCAUUGCUCUUAACCUUAAGGCUUGUAACCAUUUCCGACUUUACAAUGGGAAGGCUGCUGAGACAGAGCUCAAGAACUUGACUGACAGUGCCUCAUCAUCUUUUGAGUUUGGCAAGGAGCUCAUUAAACACAAUCUGGUGGUUUUCCGAGGAGGAGAAGGGGCUUUGCAGGUCCUGCCUCCUUUGGUUGAUGUUAUUCCUGAGGCAAGACUGAAUCUUGUGAUUUACUAUCUCCGGCAAGAUGAUGUGCAGGAGGCUUAUAACCUGAUUAAGGACCUGGAACCUACAGCUCCACAGGAGUACAUCCUCAAAGGAGUUGUAAAUGCAGCACUUGGACAAGAAGUUGGCUCAAGAGAUCAUCUGAAAAUUGCUCAGCAGUUCUUCCAGUUGGUCGGGGAAUCAGCCAGCGAAUGUGAUACCAUUCCAGGGAGACAGUGCAUGUCCUCCUGCUUCUUUCUUCUUAGACAGUUUCCUAAUGUCCUAAUUUACCUCAACUCAAUCAAGAGUUACUUCUACAAUGAUGACACUUUUAACUUCAACUAUGCUCAAGCCAAAGCUGCAACGGGCAAUUUUAAAGAGGCUGAAGAGGUGUUCCUUUUGAUCCAGAGUGAGAAGAUAAAGAGUGAUUUUAUUUACCUUAGCUGGCUAGCUCGCUGCCAUAUUAUGAAUAAGAAACCACAGUUGGCCUGGAAGCUCUAUCUGAAGAUGGAAACCUCAGGGGACUCCUUUAACCUGUUGCAGCUCAUUGCAAAUGAUUGCUACAAAAUGGGUCAGUUUUACUAUUCAGCCAAAGCGUUUGAUGUUCUGGAGAGACUGGACAAUAAUCCUGAAUACUGGGAAGGCAAGAGAGGUGCUUGUGUGGGUGUAUUUCAAAUGAUCUUAGCUGGUCGAGAAGCAAAAGAGACUCUGCGGGAAGUACUGCAUCUUCUGAAGAGCAAUGGUAAUUCUCAAGUAGAAUAUAUUGUCCGCAUCAUGAAAAAGUGGGCCAAGGAGAACCGAGUCCCUGUUUAAGUCAGUACCACAAAAUGAACUGGGUCAGUUGCUACUGUAUGUCUGGCUGCAAGAUGUGGGUUUUGGUUUCUCCUGUGCAUUCUGACUAUCUCCUUCCUUGCAGGACUUUAGACAUUCAAGCAGGUUGACCCAGCUGAGGAAGAGUGUACUGCAGUGAGAUUGCAAAACAUUCAGCAAGUUAAUUAAAACAUUUUAUAUCUUGCACCACUCUCU
Molecule: messenger RNA, 1900 nt
Organism: Manacus vitellinus (golden-collared manakin)
Lineage: Eukaryota; Metazoa; Chordata; Aves; Passeriformes; Pipridae
Gene: IFT56
Product: tetratricopeptide repeat domain 26
Exons: 17
Coding region: 26-1687 (553 amino acids)
Biological process (GO): intraciliary anterograde transport; intraciliary transport involved in cilium assembly
Cellular component (GO): ciliary basal body; ciliary base; intraciliary transport particle B
Molecular function (GO): protein binding; intraciliary transport particle B binding
Source: RefSeq, a predicted model, not a curated record